AUGUCGGCAAAGACUCCGAGUCCGCUGGGUCCCAGAGUGGGUACUGACCGCCACGGCUUUCCAGGCCCCGCCGGGGAAACCGGCUUCCUGUCCGCCGUUCGGGCCCUAAGGUUCCAGUACGAUGCGCGCUGCGGGCACAGCGCGUCCUGCUCGGGGCCACGGAAGGACCCGGGCGACCACCAGCUAGAGCGGGGGCAGGGGGUCACCGCCGCGGGGCCAGGGGCGCGACGGCACAGCACCGGCCGGACCCGCACCCGGGGUCCCGCGCCGCCGCCCGCGUCGUGCUCCGCGCGAGCCUGGCUGGAGACGCCCCGGGGCGCCGGCCGCGGGACCGCUGCGAAGCGGGGUCCGCGCAGCAGCGGGGCGGGGGAGGCGGGCGCCCAGCUCUGUGCGCGGCGCGCCCGCCGCCCCGCUCCCUCCCCGCCCGCCGCUCCCCCGGGGCGGACGCGGGUGCGCGGGGACAGCGAGGCCGGUUCCUCCGGGGAGCCGCCGUCUCGGUCCUGCGACACCCGGGACCCGGACGUGUCCCCGGGAGGCGCGGGAUCCCGGGCGGAGGGCGAGCUGCACGGGCUGCGGGCCUCGGACCUCCGCCUCCGCCUCCGCCUCCGCCUCCGCCCGCGCGGGGCCGUCAGGUCCGGGGACCCGGGCGGGGGCGCGCCCGGGGCUGGUCCUCCGCCCACCUGGGGCGGGGCGGGGGCGGAGCCGGGGCGGGCGGGCGUCCCCGACGGCGGGGGGGGCGGGGCGGGCCUGCGACCGCAUAAGAGCCCCGAGGCCGCGCCCGCCGGACCCCAGCGCGGAGACGGGGCCGGGCGGGCAGGUAAGCCGGCGCCGCGGGGCGGACCCCGAAGCCCAAGCCCGGCGGCGCGGGGCCGCGGCGGGCACCGUCGGGGCCGCGGCGUGCUGCACACCGCGGCGUCUCCAGAAGUCGCGGACUGGGGUGCAGGGCGCCCCGACAACGCCGUGCGCAACCUCCGGCCGUCGGCGGCCGAGAAGCCGGGCGGGGCGGAUCGCGCCCCGGGGGACCCUGGAGUUCCGGGGGUCGCGCGGGCCCUUGCGGCCGCCGCGUCCUCCCUGCUGAACAGGGAGAUGGUCGGGUGGCUCGGAUGCGGUGUGGACGCGGAGGAGCGGGGCUCCGUGCCCGCGCUGCCUGUAGGGAGGGACAGGGGCCAGCGAGCCAGUGCGGCCUCUCCGGAGAUUUCCGAGAGCCCACGUUUUGCUUUCCGGGCCCAAACCUGGCCCCUGAGGCCGCAGCUUCAGGAGUCGGGUCUCCUCCUGCGGCCCCACCUGGUCCUCGGCGCCUCCGAUCCGACCCGGUUUUCCCACAUCUCAGGAAGGCUGGGUGCGUCCCUGGAGAAGGGGCCGCAGGCAGGUGGUGGGAAAAUGGCUGCUCUGGCCGCGGGGCACCCGCAGCCCCGGCCACUAGGUCACCGCGUUCCUGUGUGUGCUUAUUUCCUGUGCGGGCUGCAGACCCAGCGCGGGACGCGCACAAUCCCGAGGCCGCAGGCCGCCCAGGAGCUACGGCGAGCGCCGCUGGCGCCCAUGUCCUCCGCCGUGGCCCCAGCUAAGGCGCCCAGGGCCGCGGGCCCCAAGGCCGUGGAGCUCGUCCUGGUCAAGGAGCGGAAUGGGGUGCAGUUGGCGAGCUCCGCCCUCGUCCGCCCCCCGCAGGCCCCCGCGGGGCCCCAGGAACGGGAGACCUGGGGCAAGAAGAUCGACUUCCUCCUGUCAGUGAUCGGCUUCGCCGUGGACCUGGCCAACGUCUGGCGCUUCCCCUACCUGUGCUACAAAAACGGCGGCGGCGCCUUCCUGGUCCCCUACUUGCUCUUCAUGGUCAUUGCCGGGAUGCCGCUUUUCUACAUGGAGCUGGCCCUGGGGCAGUUCAACAGGGAAGGGGCGGCCGGCGUCUGGAAGAUCUGCCCCAUCCUGAAAGGCGUGGGCUUCACGGUCAUCCUCAUCUCCCUGUACGUGGGCUUCUUCUACAACGUCAUCAUCGCCUGGGCGCUGCACUACUUCUUCUCCUCCUUCGCCGCGGAGCUGCCGUGGGUCCACUGCAACAACACGUGGAACACCCCCAACUGCUCAGAUGCGCACUCCGCCGGCUCCAGCUCGGGCGCCAACCACACCUUCCUGACCACGCCCGCCACUGAGUACUUUGAGCGCGGCGUGCUGCACCUUCACGAGAGCCACGGCAUCGACGACUUGGGUGCCCCUCGGUGGCAGCUCACGUCCUGCCUGGUGCUGGUCAUCAUCCUGCUCUACUUCAGCUUGUGGAAGGGAGUGAAGACUUCUGGGAAGGUCGUGUGGAUCACAGCCACCAUGCCCUACGCAGUCCUCUUUGCCCUGCUUCUGCGAGGACUCACUCUCCCUGGGGCCAUCGACGGCAUCCGAGCGUACCUGAGCGUAGACUUCCACCGACUCUGCGAGUCUUCUGUCUGGAUAGAUGCCGCCACCCAGGUGUGCUUCUCGCUGGGCGUUGGCUUUGGGGUGCUGAUCGCCUUUUCCAGCUACAAUAAGUUCACCAACAACUGCUACAGAGACGCAGUCAUCACCACCUCCGUCAACUCCCUGACGAGCUUCUCCUCCGGCUUCGUGGUCUUCUCCUUCCUGGGGUACAUGGCCCAGAAGCACAGCGUGCCCAUCGGAGACGUGGCCAAGGACGGGCCGGGGCUGAUCUUCAUCAUCUACCCCGAGGCGCUGGCCACGCUCCCGCUGUCCUCCGCCUGGGCCGUGGUUUUCUUCAUCAUGCUGCUCACCCUGGGGAUCGACAGCGCCAUGGGGGGCAUGGAGUCGGUGAUCACCGGGCUCAUCGACGAGUUCCAGCUGCUGCACCGACACCGGGAGCUCUUCACCCUCUUCAUCGUCCUGGCCACCUUCCUCCUCUCCCUCUUCUGCGUCACCAACGGCGGCAUCUACGUGUUCACACUGCUGGACCACUUCGCGGCCGGCACGUCCAUUCUCUUUGGAGUGCUCAUCGAGGCCAUCGGGGUGGCCUGGUUCUACGGCGUGCGGCGGUUCAGCGACGACAUCAAGCAGAUGACGGGGCAGCGGCCCAGCCUGUACUGGCGGCUGUGCUGGAAGUUUGUGAGCCCCUGCUUCCUCCUGUUUGUGGCUGUGGUGAGCGUCGUGACCUUCCGGCCCCCGCACUACGGGGCCUACACCUUCCCCGAGUGGGCCAGCGCUCUGGGCUGGGCCGUCGCCACGUCUUCCAUGUCCAUGGUGCCCGUCUACGCAGCCUACAAGCUCUGCAGCCUGCCCGGCUCCCUGCGGGAGAAGCUGGCCUACGCCAUCACGCCCGAGCAGGAGCACGAGCUGCUGGACAGCGGGGAGGUGCGCCAGUUCAGGCUGCGCCACUGGCUCCUGGUGUAG
This is a messenger RNA of Hyaena hyaena (striped hyena), 3363 nucleotides long. RefSeq names its product solute carrier family 6 member 3 (gene SLC6A3). The coding region runs from base 1 to 3363 and encodes 1120 amino acids. Gene Ontology annotation, biological process: dopamine uptake involved in synaptic transmission; sodium ion transmembrane transport. The record is from RefSeq and is a predicted model, not a curated record. The transcript is spliced from 18 exons. Lineage: Eukaryota; Metazoa; Chordata; Mammalia; Carnivora; Hyaenidae. Gene Ontology annotation, cellular component: neuron projection; neuronal cell body membrane; plasma membrane. Gene Ontology annotation, molecular function: norepinephrine:sodium symporter activity; dopamine:sodium symporter activity.